This is a messenger RNA of Colossoma macropomum (tambaqui), 1496 nucleotides long. Its product is annotated as major histocompatibility complex class I-related gene protein-like. The transcript has 7 exons. The record is from RefSeq and is a predicted model, not a curated record. The coding region runs from base 41 to 1195 and encodes 384 amino acids. Gene Ontology annotation, cellular component: external side of plasma membrane. NCBI's taxonomy places the organism in Eukaryota, Metazoa, Chordata, Actinopteri, Characiformes, Serrasalmidae. Gene Ontology annotation, biological process: immune response.
GUUAAGCAGCACACUUUGGAAACUGCUUUUUUGUGCCGAAAUGGAGGGAAUCCGUGCUCUGUUGUUUGUUUUGUUCCUUCCUGCUGCUGUUUCAGCAGGUUCUCACUCUUUGGCCAUGGUCAUAACUUACAUUAAAGGAGAGACGCCGUUUCCAGAACUUAGUUUGACAUUGAUGUUGGAUGAUCUCACAAUUGGAUACUUUGACUCUAAGAUGAAGACUCUUUUUCCUCGAGGUCUUGUUAAGGAGCAGGAAGACGAUGGUGUGAUCGACCCAGAUCAUGUCAAGACCAUAAGUUCCUUUCUGCUUGCUGACUUAAACCGCAGACAUCUAUUCAUAAGUAAUGAGUUAAAUUAUACUGAAAGUAUUCAAGUACAACAGAAACUGGUGGCGUGUGAACUGUUGGACAAUGACCAGCCUGGACCACUGAUCACCAAGAAUGCAAUCAGAGGCACCACGAGAGAUGAAAUGAGUUUUCAUGAACACAAAUUAACAUAUAAAAAUGUUUUCAAUUAUACGGCAGAAAGACUGAAACCACUUUUGGAGUUAACUCGGUGGCGUCAUGAACAUAUUUACUAUCCAGUGUGCAUUAAAACCCUCAGAGAAUAUCUGAAGAAGAGAAUGAAUCAGGUGAAGAGGAAAGUGAAGCCCAGAGUGAGGCUGAUCCAGAAACGUCACUCAGUGUCUGGGUGGGAUGGGGUGACCUGCCUGGCCACUGGUUUCUACCCCCGUCACAUCAACCUGACCAUCCUCAGAGACGGACAGCCAGUUCCUGACCACCUGAUCACUGGAGGAGACCUGCUGCCCAACGUAGACGGGACCUACCAGAUGAAGAAGAACCUGGAGCUCAGUGAAGAGGAGCUGAAGAAGCACAGCUACACUUGUACAGUCACCCACCUCAGCCUGGACAACAAGCUAGACAUCCAUUUGGAUUUUGAUCCAGGGGAGCCCAUCGGGCCCAUUCUUGGCUCUGUGUUUGCAGCUCUGGUCUUGGUGUGUGUGACGGUGGCCGUCAUCUGGAUGAUAUGCAGGAGAAAGCAAAGAGCUUCAUCUAUGGGAGGAUAUUCGUCAGCUUCCACCACAGAAAAAAGUGAGACUUCACUGGAUACUACAAAAAAGCUAAGACAAAGACUUAAACGAAGACCGAGGGCUCCUAUUAAGGAAACAAAAACAAAAAAUGUUCAGUUUUCUCUGUGAAAGACAUGUCUGUAAGGACUGUGUAGUAUGUGCGAUUAAUUGAUUGUAUAAAGAACUGUGAAUGUUUAAAUAUUUGAAAGACUUUGCAUUGUGGUUUGGUUCUGCCUUCUACAGUGUGGGGUUCAAUCCUCGCCUGGGUAAACACUAUACAAUACAUUAUACCUAUACUAUACCAAUAAGAGUCCUUGGGCAAGACUCCUAACACUACCUUCACCUACCUGUGUAAACUGAUCAAAUUGUAAGUCACUCUGGGUAAGAGUGUCUGCCAAAAUGCCAUAAAUGCAUUGUCUUUUUUGAUGAA